Messenger RNA from Plectropomus leopardus (leopard coralgrouper), 3572 nucleotides. RefSeq names its product CD2-associated protein (gene cd2ap). Lineage: Eukaryota; Metazoa; Chordata; Actinopteri; Perciformes; Serranidae. Gene Ontology annotation, biological process: actin filament organization; cell migration. The record is from RefSeq and is a predicted model, not a curated record. Gene Ontology annotation, molecular function: protein binding.
UUUAGUAUUUUGGUGGCAGCAGGCAACAGCAAGCCGCGGAGGCAAGUCCAAGAAAGGUGGAGACUCCUGCUCAACUUCCUGCACAAUAAUCUGAAGCAGCACCGACAGAGAGCUGGGGACGCUGCUGCCGCUGCUGCCGCUGCCGCUGGGACCGAGGACGGAUGGAUACACGGCUCACUUUGUUUCUUCUCCGCCAGUGAAUCGAUAAAAAGCACUUAAUUGUGAUUAUCGACCUGGCUGCUAGCUGCUAGCAGUGCGGCUGCUGAACAGAUUCCCCGCGUCUGAUAGCGAGCCAGUGCGACGGACAGGAAUGGAGGUCGUGGUGGAGUAUGAGUAUGAAGCGCUCCAUGAUGACGAGCUGACCCUGCAACUAGGCGACAUCAUCAAGAACGUGCGGUAUAUCGAGGAGGAUGGCUGGAUGGAGGGAGACCUCAACGGGAGGAGGGGCCUCUUCCCCGACAACUUUGUCAAGGAAUUGAAGAGGGAAUCCAAAGAGGUCAAGGAACCAAAGAAUGAGCCAAAAGAGGAAGUGUCUCAGCCUCAGAGGAGAGAGAAGAGUGCAGGAAAUGUGGCCAACCUGGUUCAGAGAAUGAGCACUAUCGGCAUCCCAACUGGUGGCUUCCAGCCUCAGCCACCAGCUGCCUCAAAGAAGCCCAAGAGGAGACAGUGCAAAGUUCUGUUUGACUAUCAGCCGCAGAACGAAGAUGAGCUGGAGCUGAAAGUGGGAGACAUCGUAGACAUCACUGAGGAGGUUGAAGAGGGCUGGUGGAACGGCAACUUGGGCGGCAAGUCAGGACUGUUCCCCUCCAACUUUGUCAAAGAGCUGGAUGCAUCGGCAGAGGACGGAGAGACCAACAACACGGCAGCAGACGAGGCUGAUGGAAGUGGACUGGAAAGCGCUGCCACCCCCACAUCACCUCAGUCCGCCUCAGGGAACGGAGUCGUUGCUCAGCCCAAGAAGAUCCGAGGGGUCGGCUUUGGAGAUAUUUUCAAAGAAGGGUCAGUCAAACUUAAGGUGCGACUCCCCAGCCCAGAAACCGAGGAGAAGAAGGAGAGACCAAUCCCAUCAUUACCAUCGGCUGCAAAGCCCGCCCAUCCCAACACCACAGACUCGCAGAGAGCGGACGGAGACGGCAAGUCCAAAGCUAAAGAGUACUGUAAGGUCAUAUUUGCUUUUGAUGCUACAAAUGAGGACGAGCUAACCAUAAAAGAGGGCGACAUCAUCUACAUCUUGAGUAAGGACACCGGAGAGCCCGGCUGGUGGCGAGGGGAGAUCGGAGGCAGAGAGGGUGUCUUCCCUGAUAACUUUGUCACCAUGCUGACUGAAGCAGACAAAGAGGCUCCCACGUCGAGAGGAGCGGUGAGAUCGUCUCCGAAGCAGGAGUCAGAAGAGAAGCCCAAGAAGCCGCCUCCACCAUCAAAAAGCAUAGCUCCCAAGCCGGAGGUUCCCAGCGUCGACAAGAAGGCCCACCCCCUCAGGCGAGAGGACAGAGUUGACAAGCCUACCCCUGACGCCAAACCAUCCAAGCCUGCAGCACCCGUGGUCCCACCCAAGAAGCCGAUCCCCCCUCCUGGGAAAGGCAGACCAGGAAGCCUCCCACCAAAGAGGCCAGACAAGCCUCUCGCUCCCUCGCCAAACCUAAAGCACAAUGGAGAGGUGCCUUCCACACGACCAAAGUCCGACUUUGAACCGUUAUUGUCCACCAAACCCAAAACGCUGUCUGGGGACUGGGGGGAGAAGUCCUCAGAAGUGGCAGACCUGAUGAGUUUUGAUGAGCUGUCGUCUACCUCGGAGAAGCUCUCUCACCCCACUGCUAACAGACCAAAGAUGCCUGGCAGGAGGCUGCCCGCCCAGUUUAGUGGAGGACAUUCGCCCAACAAGGAAGUGAGUGUGGAGAAAGCCUUCAAGACUGAUGAAGAGGAUGCUGCCAAACCAAAGCUAACAGAAACCAGAAAGCCUUCCACAAACACCUUAUCCCAGUCACUGUCACUCAACAGGCCCGCCGCAGCCAGCACCGAGGCCAAGCCGAGCCCUGCAGCAGCCCCGAGUUCAGACAGCAUGUCACAGGGCAGCAGGGCCCAGCUGGAGCCUGAGGAGCCCAGCUCACAACUAGAGGAGCUCAGGAGCCAGAUGAAGGAGCUGCUGCUGUCUGUGGAGCUGCUCAAGGCCCAGCAAAUGAAAGAGAUAGCGGAGCUCCGAGGAGAGCUGGAUGAGGAAAGGCUAAAGCGUGUGGCUCUGCAGAUGGAGAUAGAGAAACUGAAGCGGGUCGUCCACUCAACGUGAAGCCCACGUUUGAAUCAACAGCAAGCCUCAAGGCCAGCUGCCGGCUUGUGGACCAAUCAGAGAGCAGACGGGUGGUGACGGGCUGAUGGCUGAGCGGAUGGAGAGCCGGUGGGGAAUCACACCAACCACCUCGAGCACAAUCCUUUUUCAGCGAUCCACGAAAAGAAACUCUCCCCGUAUUUGUAAGAUUUACAUUUUGCACAUAUAAAAAAAAUGUUCAAGCUAGAUGUAAUUAAGUUACAGAUGUAUAUGUUUCUCUUUUAUUCUUUUCUUUAUAUUUUAUUUUGCCAAUACAAAAAAGCAACAACUGAGGCCUUACUUCAAACUACUGCGCUGGACUUCCACCUCUGCCGCUCCCGCUCGCUCCCUGUCACUCCAGCGUUCCUCAGGCCCCUCGGGGACCAGGUCCGCUCUCAGUACUACUGACUUUGUAUAAAGCAGGGGAUGCUUGUUUUCGUAUUUUUUAUGGUGCACAAAUAGUCGAUUUUAAAAACUAAGGAAAUGUUUGAUUUCAGUUCACAGCUUUUGAUCCUCGCAGCAAAGUGAUUUUUCUUUUCCUAUGCGGCGCCUGUGCCACUCCAUGGCGGCGGCGGCGCCUCAGAGAGCUCUGUUAUCAUUUGUCUUUUAUAUGGUUUCUAGCAUUCCUAUCCAGGGUAACACUACUGUGCCUGUUCAUAACGAAAUGAUAUUAAGUGUUUGUAAUGGGAACUUAUAUAUACCACGAUGGUGUCUGGAAAUUUUGCAGCAUGAUAUUGUAUAUCUCUAUUUUUUAAGUCUACUGACAUGCCUAGUCAAAUCUUAUAUAUAGAAGGCCUCUUCUAUGCUGGUCUCUUCUAUUUUUGUCAAACUUGUUUCACAUGCUGGGAAUGCUCUCAGUCUGCAGAUACAGCAGACACAAGCCACAUGCAAAAAACAAAGUCAAAGAGAGAGAAAGGAGAGGCUGCACUCUUUCAUUGUCAAAGCUGAUGAUCAAUAUAUUGGCAUGUGUAUUAACCCUUUGAAACCUUGAUCGACAUCACUUUUUCUUAUGCUGCUUUCAGACAGCUUUCUUCGCGUAUUUAAACCUUUGAACUCUGGUGUAAUUUCUUUCAAAAACAUCGGGAAAAAAGGCUACGGGCUACUUGGUAUGAAAUGUUCUGCAAAUUACAAGAAAUUAGUUGAUUUAGAGAUAGUUCUUUUAAAGCUAGGGGAAAAACUUCCUAAAUAAUUAUCCAUUAUAUUAUUAUAAGCACCUUUCCAUGUAAUUCCUGUGACUUUUUUGUUUUGUUUUGGGGUUUUUUGUUGGUGG